Molecule: messenger RNA, 1503 nt
Organism: Miscanthus lutarioriparius
Lineage: Eukaryota; Viridiplantae; Streptophyta; Magnoliopsida; Poales; Poaceae
Source: the annotation of a GenBank genome assembly
AUGGACGCCGACCCAAGAAGAAGCUAUAUCACCGUGAACCUGGUCUUGACAAGGCCAUGGAUCUUCAAAAGAAGCCUGCUCUUCUCCUUCAUCUGCGUGACCUCAUUUUGGCACAAAAGACAGGGUCACUACUUGUACGUGACCUUGAAAAGGAGGUUGGCUUUGUCCAAAAAUGGAGCUUUCUUUCACUUAUCGAGCGCCACCCCAAUAUCUUCCAUGUCUCUGGUGGAAGUGCUUCCCGAGAGCCCAUUUCUGUCACACUUACAGAAGAAGGCCAGAAAGAUAUCCAGUGAAGAGGCUGAAGCGCGAGAGCUAAUGGAGCCAAUCUUGGCGAGAAACCUUAGGAAGUUACUGAUGAUGUCGAUGGACUGCCAGAUUCCUCUGGAGAAGAUUGAACUAAUCCAGUCUGAACUGGGCUUACCUAAGAACUUCAAGAGCAACUUGAUUCCAAGGUACCCUGAUUUUUUCUCAAUCCGUGAUGUGAAGGGACUGGACCAUUUGUGUCUGGAGAAUUGGGACUCUUCACUAGCAGUCACAAUACGAGAAGAAAAAAUGAAUUUUGAGGGUUUCCAGAUAGGCCGUAGAGGGAUUCCUAAAGAUGGAAAUUUCUUGGGUCCUUUUGCUUUCAAGUUGAAGUAUCCAGCAGGAUUUAGGCCAAACCGGAAGUACCUUGAGGAGGUUGUCAGGUGGCAGAAAAUGGCAUUUCCUUCACCUUAUUUGAAUGCUAGGCGAGUCGAGUCUGCAACACCACAGGCACGAAAGCGUGCCAUUGCUAUUCUGCAUGAGAUUUUGAGCCUGACAAUGGAGAGGCGGUUGACAUCUGAUAAGCUAGAUAUAUUUCACAACGAGUACAGGCUUCCAUGCAAAUUACUUCUUUGUUUGGUGAAAAAUCAUGGCAUCUUCUACAUCACUAACAAGGGAGCAAGAAGCACAGUCUUCCUCAAGGAAGCUUAUGAAAAUAGUAACCUUAUUGAUAAGUGUCCUUUACUGAAAUUCCAUGAUCGAUUUGCAUCUUUGAUUGGCCGACCGUGCUCCAACUCAGACAACAUGCUGGCGUCCUUUGGGAGGCCACUCUGGUUUUCCAGUGACUUACAGAAGAUUAAGGCAAUGUUUGCUUGGCCACAAAUGAAGCAGUCAGUCCAUGACUUCGUCACACGGUGUCAGUCAUGUGCUCAGAACUCUGCAGUGUCCAAUCCAACUACAAGCUCUCAUUUUGUUAUUUUGGGCGUUUUCCUGCCAACAGCAAAAUCAAUGCAGUGGCAUAUGAAGUUCGGCUUCCUCAAUCUAGUUUAUCCAGUGUUUCAUGUGUCCCAACUGAAAUUGGCCAAGGGACCAACACACCAGGUCAAUGUCACCAUUCCUGACCUUGAUCUAAUUUGCAAAUUCUGUUGUCCAUUUUGGAUCAUUGCCUUUGACCCUUUGUUAACUUGCUCGCAAACUGAUCCCUCAAAUCCUUGUGCAUUGGUCAACGUGGCCUCCGUCUAUGGCCACUUGGGAGGAUGA